AUGGUUGAAUCCUUAGACUCUGACGAGGAUGAUGAUAAUGGUAAUUUGGAUAAUAAAGAAGAUAAUGAGGAUGAGGAUGAGUAUAAUGAUGAUGCUGGUGAUGAAGAAGAUAAUGAUGAUGAUUCAGAACUUUGUAAUAGAAAAAGUGUUGAUGAGGAAGAAGACCCUAAUAAAGAUGAAGAACAAUCACCAGCUAGUAUGGGAAAAUACUUUCAGAAAAUGAACUCUCCUCUAAGGUUGACUAAUGUUGAAAGGGAUGUGGCUACAAUGAAGAUACUUAUGGCCUUGGAUGAUGAUGAUGAUGAUAUGGUUGUUGAUGAUACUCCACCAAAUUCUAUAGGAAUGAACCCACCUUCACCUCUUCCUUCAUCAAUAAAUAUUCCUUUACCAUAUAAUCCUCCUCCUAGAACUCCUCCACCACCUCCUAACUCUCCUCCCGAACCUGAUGUUACCAAAAAGGGGGAGAAUAAUAAAGAGGAUCCUUAG
Lactuca saligna is the source of this 486-nucleotide messenger RNA. Lineage: Eukaryota; Viridiplantae; Streptophyta; Magnoliopsida; Asterales; Asteraceae. The record is from the annotation of a GenBank genome assembly.